GGAAGGGUGAGAAAGAUCUAUAAUAGCAGAAUGCGGCGCAUCCUUCUGUUUUGCAUUGCCGUCUCAAUAAAUCUCGGCGGCGAUGCUUAUCGUCUGACAAUGCCUCUCACACACACACGCCAACGCCAGUCCUUCAGAUCUGGGCGGAGGCUCACACCAAUCAUGGUAUAAACGUCAGCGCAGAAGAUAGUGCCACAACACUGUGCACAAAAAGGGCUUUCCAAUUGUCUGCCUCAGCUCACAUCUGUGUCAUGUAAUCUUCACGUAGAUGCCCUCGCUAAUCGUCACAAGCACUGCAGAUCUUGACAAGGCCGCCGAGGACGCCUUUCUCACCGAGGCCAGCAGUGCAGUCGCCUCUGGCCUGGGCAAGCCUGAGUCCUACAUGCUCGUCAGCUAUACCAGGAGUAACAUGCGGUUCGGUGGGUCAGAGGGGCCCGUGGCGUUUGUCUACCUUGCCUCCAUCGGCAAGAUAGGCCCUGACACGAACCCAAAGGUUAGAUGGGAUGGGCACAACAGUGAAUGAAUGAUUGAGGCCCAGAGGAGGGGCACGGCCCAUUCCCUGGCUGUGUGUGUGUGUUUGUCUGGAGCUGCAGGUGUCGGCGACCAUCAGGUAGAGAUUAUCACGUCGUGUGGUACUGAACAGAGGAGAGCCUGCGUGAUUGCUGUCGUUGUGACAUGCCUACCUGUCGCUGCUGCAGCGGCCUCGUGGAGAAACACUUGGGUGUACCCUCCGACAGAUGGUCAGUCAGUCGUAGCACAGCAGCUACGAACCGUUUGGCUCACGUAUAUGUGUGGUGCCUGUGCUGUGCAGCUACAUCCAAUUCGUGGACUCGCCCGGUUCAAAUUUCGGCUACCGGGGCGGCACUUUCUGAAGGCCGCGCGUGCGCGAGGUACUGUUGCUCGUCUGAUUGGCAAAAGUAGACAUACGGAUAGAGUCUUUGGGGUCGGGUGCUGCUUUUGGUUUUAUCGGCAUACGCUAUCAGCCGACUGCCGACAGACACACCUACACCCCUCCUUCCUGGCCCUUCCCAGGCGACAAGUACGAGGCGACAUCUGGAGGAAAGGCACACGUGGGAGAGCAGCUUCGUGAGUCUUUGCGCAGGAGUGUGGGCACACGGAUGCGAUCCAUGAAUCAACGGUGGAUGGGAUGUGCAAUGGUAUGGUGCCGACUUACUUGGUCGUUGCGUGUUGGUCGCAAAGUAAUGAACGCUUACGUGUGCAGUGCAUGCCGUGGUUGAUUCCAUAUAACAUAUUAUCUGGUGAUGAUGAGAUUGGAUUAAGAAUGUGGAUCUGUCUGUCCAUCGAUAUGAUAUCGAUUCG
Messenger RNA from Vitrella brassicaformis, 1320 nucleotides. Lineage: Eukaryota; Vitrellaceae. The record is from the annotation of a GenBank genome assembly.